GUGUUGGAUAACGCAAUAAGCCGAUAAGUAAUAAAGCAACCGUAACUGUUUGCAAGCCGGGCCACGUACAAGUGCAGGAAAUUAACAAAAACUCGAAGUACCAAUUAAAUCAUGGAGCACAUGCAUCGCUACGUUUCACCGGUGAAUCCAGCGGUCUUUCCACACCUAGCCACAGUUUUACUCAUAAUUGGUACAUUCUUUACUGCUUGGUUCUUCGUAUUUGUUGUCUCGCGGAAGAGCUCGAAGGAAAGCACAUUGAUUAAGGAGCUGCUGAUUAGUCUCUGCGCGUCAAUAUUCCUUGGAUUUGGAAUUUUGUUUCUCUUACUAACCGUUGGUAUUUACGUAUGAGAGGCAAGACAAAUGCAAGCAUUCCCUUUAUAAGAUAUAUAUUUAUAUAUAAACCGAACAUGAUUGAAUAAAAUUAAAUGUAGGCAUGUGAA
Molecule: messenger RNA, 440 nt
Organism: Drosophila mojavensis
Lineage: Eukaryota; Metazoa; Arthropoda; Insecta; Diptera; Drosophilidae
Gene: kud
Product: transmembrane protein 258
Exons: 2
Coding region: 112-348 (78 amino acids)
Biological process (GO): protein N-linked glycosylation
Cellular component (GO): membrane-bounded organelle
Source: RefSeq, a predicted model, not a curated record